UAGCAUUAAAGUCGGCGCUGCUUUCCAGUGAGAGUGAACAAAAUUGUACCCCUUUGGCGCUCUGUUUACAUUUUUCGUGCCUUUCACACGCAUUUUAUCGUGCAUUUGCUUUCAAAUAAUGUUCUAUUUUUUGUUUUGUUCGCUUUGAGCACAAGUUUAUUACCAACUUUGCUUUGCAUUGCCAUUGCUGUGUCAAAAUUCACGAAACGAGCGCUACCACGUGCAACAGCUGGGCAGAAGUAAGUGAACGGGCGUGAAAAAAUAAUAUUUCAUUUCUAAAAUAUUUUUAACAAUAAAAUUAUUGUGUUAUUGCUUGUGUAAAAGCAAGUGAAAAUGGGUAAAAAAGUGUAUAACGCCAAAGCGCGUCAAAAUCCCAAAACGCUUGUGGAUAAUUCUGCGGUCAAAGAUAUAAAAAUUGAAUGGGCUGAAGGUGUAACCGAGGCAGGCACCGGCUACGAUGAUGCCAAUGCAUUGGCCUUACCCUCACAGAAGCGUGCCACCAAAGUGCAAGUGGAUAAGCAGCAACAUGUGAAGAUAUUAUCGAAGAAGCAACGCAAGCAUCUGCAACAAAUUGUAGACAAGAAGAAAAAGAAGGAGGGCCGUGCUGAAUUACUACAAGCCUUAGCAAGCGUACAAGUGCCUGAACAGGAGUUGAAACAGUACACAUCCAUCAGUCAAGUGCAAACGGUAGGCGUGAAAAAACUGCAAACGCUGGAAGAAGUGUUAGCAAAGAAACAACAACGCCAAACAGAGCAAGCCACCAGCAAAGUAGUGGGCAAAAUUAGCGCAAUCAAAGGCGCAGCUAAACGGAAACUUCUUAUUGAAGAUGAAGAAGAGUUGGCUGCUAAGCGGCGUGAUCCCAAUGUAGUAAGUCUCGAGGGAGAUGAUGAUGAAGAUAGCGACAGUGAGAGCAAUACAGAAAGUGACACUGAAACGCAAGAGAACCAAAAAGAGGCAGUUGAUAGCGGUGCAGCGCCAAAGUCUACUGAAGAUAUUGCCGAAUGCGAGAAAACACAAAUAAGUGAUUCGAAAACGACUGAGAAUUUUGCUGAGAAAACAGUAGAUGCUAAAACUAAAACAGAGAGCGCAUCAAAUGUCGGUAAACCGCCUGUGCCAUCGCGUACCACAGUUUUCGUGCCCGUACAUCGCGAUGCUGAUGUGCAGGCAGCACGUCUGAAGUUGCCAAUCUUAGGCGAGGAGCAAGAAAUAAUGGAAACAAUUAAUGAGAACCAAAUUAUAAUUGUUGCCGGUGAAACGGGCUCCGGCAAGACAACUCAAAUUCCACAAUUUCUCUAUGAGGCGGGCUAUGCACAGAAUAAUAAGAUUAUUGGCAUAACAGAGCCGCGUCGCGUGGCCGCUAUAGCCAUGUCAAAGCGUGUGGCGCGUGAAAUGAAUCUAACGGAUAAGGAAGUCUCCUAUCUGAUACGCUUCGAGGGUAAUGUUACGCCACAAACGCGUAUCAAGUUCAUGACAGACGGUGUGUUGUUGAAGGAGGUCGAAAGUGACUUCCUGCUACAUCGUUAUUCGGUCAUAAUACUCGAUGAAGCGCACGAGCGUAGCGCCUACACUGAUAUUUUAGUUGGGCUGCUGUCGCGUAUUGUGCCUUUGCGGCAAAAGCGCGGCGAUCCGCUCAAGUUGAUUAUUAUGUCUGCGACGCUGCGUGUCGAGGAUUUUAUAGGGAACACAAAACUGUUUAAAUAUCCACCGCCAUUGCUGACUGUGGAAGCGAGACAGUUUCCGGUGACUGUGCACUUUCAGCGGCACACACCCUCGGAUUACUUGCAAGAAGCUUUCAGGAAGACGGUGAAAAUACAUUCAAAGCUGCCAGACGGUGGAAUUCUGAUUUUUUUGACAGGUCAGCAGGAGGUAAAUACGUUGGUUAGAAAGCUGCGCCGUACUUUUCCCUAUAUUAAGAAGGACGAUUUGAAGAAUGUGGCGGAGAAGGAAAAGGAAGUAGAUGAAAAAUUGAAAAAUUCGCAGAAAGAGUACAAUGAAAAAGCCGAGAGCUCCACAGAUACAUCUCUAGAGAUCAAGGGGAAAACUGAGCAAAUGGACGAAGACUCGGAAGCUACCACUCAGCUUCGCAGCGAACAGAAUGAGGAGGAUUCUGAUGUCGAAUUCGAUAUGAAACGUGCCAUACGUAGCGUGAAGAAGUCGAAGAAGAAGUUCAUGUCUCAAAUUGCGCUUCCAAAAAUCAACCUCGACGAUUAUAAACUGCCAGGCGAUGACACCGAAGCUGACUUACACGACACACAGCAUAGUGAUUCGGAGGCUGAAGCCGGCACAGGUGAAAGCGGGGAUGAGGAGGAAGACGCAGAUGGCGAUGAGAACACAGCUGCACACAUCGCCGCUACCAAGCAACCACUUUGGGUACUGCCGCUUUAUUCAUUGCUCUCGCCAGAAAAACAAAAUCGCAUAUUUCAGCCACCACCCGAAGGCUGUCGCCUCUGCAUAGUAAGCACCAAUGUCGCCGAAACUUCGCUCACAAUACCGAACAUCAAAUAUGUCGUAGAUAGCGGCCGACAGAAGACGCGCCUGUAUGAUAAGAUAACCGGCGUGAGCGCCUUCGUUGUCACUUACACCUCCAAAGCGUCAGCGGAUCAGCGCGCUGGACGUGCUGGUCGUGUAAGCGCUGGUCACUGCUAUCGACUCUACUCGAGCGCUGUCUAUAAUCACGAUUUCUUGGAUUUCAGCCAGCCAGAUAUACAAAAGCGACCGGUUGAUGAUCUCAUGUUGCAGAUGCGUUGUAUGGGCAUUGAUCGUGUUGUGAAUUUCCCUUUCCCCUCACCGCCCGAUACCGUACAAUUGCAAGCGGCUGAACAGCGUUUAGUUGUCCUUGGUGCACUAGAGCGCAUGGGUGAAACAAAGGAUGGCAAAGCACUACCGCCCGCUGUUACUAAGUUGGGGCAGGUGAUUUCACGUUUUCCGGUGGCACCACGCUUUGGCAAAAUGCUAGCGCUCUCACAUCAACAAAAUUUGCUGCCCUACACCGUUUGUUUGGUCGCCGCACUCUCAGUGCAAGAGCUGCUCAUGGAAGUGGGACUGAGCGAGCAAGCAGAGGAUGGCGCUGAGAGCAAAACGCUGGCGCGUAAUAAGUGGCAAAAAAAGCGCAUCAGCUGGGCAGCUACAGGUAAUUUCCAGUUGCUCGGCGAUCCCAUGGUGCUGCUACGCGCGGUGGGCGCAGCGGAGUACGCCGGCUCCCAGGGUAAAUUAUCGCAGUUUUGCACUGAAAAUGGUCUAAGACCGAAGGCGCUCACCGAAGUGCGCAAAUUGCGCAUACAACUAACCAAUGAAAUCAACUUGAAUGUGUCCGGUGUGAAUUUGUGCGUUGAUCCGGCCAUGCCACCGCCAACCGAUGCACAAGCGCGCUUUCUGCGUCAAAUUCUGCUAGCUGGCAUGGCUGAUCGCGUGGCGCGCAAGGUAUCGCUUGCCGACAUAAGCGACAAAGAAGAGAAGCGUCGUCUCAAAUAUGCAUACAACUGCGCCGAUAUGGUAGAGCCGGUCUUCAUGCACUCGUCAUCGGUGCUGCGCGGUCAACUGCCCGAAUGGGUUAUCUAUCAGGAGGCGUACGAGACGCAACAUGGCGAUGGUACAAAAAUGUAUAUACGCGGCAUCACCGCCAUCGACCCCGAAUGGCUGCUGCUCUAUGCGCCCUUGCUCUGCAACAUACGUGAUAUCAAAGAAGAGCCCAUGCCACGAUACAAGGAAUCCGACGGCAAGGUAUAUUGCUUUGUAGAGUCUACCUUUGGCAAGGCGGGCUGGGAACUGCCGUUGACAGAGAUGGAAAUGCCGGCGGGUGAGAAGGCUUGCAGCUACUUUGGCGUCUUUCUUCUCGACGGUCAAGUCUGUCCAGUUUUGGCCGCCUACAAGGCGAAGUUGAAGACGACGCCGCCUUCGUUGGUGAAGAGUUGGUCCAAUUUGAAUGAAAGCGUUGUGCGUUUCAAGCGCGCACUCAGCAAUAAGCAGAUAAAUACGCGUGAUAAAUUGCACGCCGAAUGGGCGAAGGAUCCGAACUAUUUACUGGAGGAAUAUCAGAAUAUGCUCUACAACGUUUCCAUUGCCGAACUGUCACCGAAGUGGCCGCCAUUGGAAAGUUUGCAGAGUUGAAAGUUCGUGCGGUUUUGAAUGUUUUAAAGUGUAAUUUUCUUACAAUUUCGUUACCGUUAGUUAUUAAAUUGGAAAAAUGCUGUAUAUAUUUAGAUGUA
Ceratitis capitata (Mediterranean fruit fly) is the source of this 4205-nucleotide messenger RNA. It is a transcript of the gene kz, whose product is annotated as probable ATP-dependent RNA helicase kurz. Lineage: Eukaryota; Metazoa; Arthropoda; Insecta; Diptera; Tephritidae. Gene Ontology annotation, biological process: maturation of SSU-rRNA from tricistronic rRNA transcript (SSU-rRNA, 5.8S rRNA, LSU-rRNA). The coding region runs from base 334 to 4107 and encodes 1257 amino acids. Gene Ontology annotation, molecular function: ATP binding; RNA binding. The record is from RefSeq and is a predicted model, not a curated record. Gene Ontology annotation, cellular component: nucleolus; intracellular anatomical structure. The transcript has 5 exons.